AUGGCCGAGAAGACCUUUCGCUAUGGAUUCAUCAUGCUGGGUUUCUUCCUGGUGAUGACGGGAAUGUUCAUCAUGAGUGUGGAAAAACCCCAGAUCUACAUCACCUUCUGCGCCCUGGGCGUCCUGCUCGUAGCCGUGGGCAUCACCUGGAGCAUGUGCCAGUGCUACCCAAAGAUAACAUUUGUUCCUGUGGACCUUGAGGCUGAGCGGUUCCUGGACCACAAACCCAUCGUGCUGCCAGAGAGGGACACUUGCUUGAUCGUACCCUGCCGCAACCAAGAGGCCACCAGCACCUACGAGAAAAGCCUGCCAUCCUAUGAGCAGAUCCAGAGGCAGGCGGUGGGCUCGGCUCCACUCCCACCUGUGGUCCAGCCCAGACCCCGCAGCUGCUCCCAGCCGGCAGUGCAGGCGAAAGCAGAGGUCCACCGGGAGCUGGGGGGUGCUGGAGACCCCCACGGAGAGCUGGUGCCUCGGCUGGAAACGGCAGCAGGCAGCUGCCCCCCGCGGCUGGCCCCAGGGGACGCACCACUGGCAUCCCUCCUGGAGGACAUGGACACGCCGUCGCUGGAGGGCUCUGUGCCCGGCAGCCCAGUGCCACAGGGCCGAGCCCUCCCGCCAUCCUGCUCUGGCUGCACCCCGACCAGCUCCCCAGUGAGGGGAGAGCACCCCAGUUCCCCCCGCAAAGGCACUGGAGAGGAGGAGGACCUCUAUUAUGGGCUCCGAGAGGGGCCAGACACUCUGCUUGAGGAUAGCGACUGCCUUUUUGAGCCUGAAAACUGA
Nipponia nippon (crested ibis) is the source of this 780-nucleotide messenger RNA. It is a transcript of the gene BSND, whose product is annotated as barttin CLCNK type accessory subunit beta. Gene Ontology annotation, cellular component: basolateral plasma membrane. The record is from RefSeq and is a predicted model, not a curated record. Gene Ontology annotation, biological process: chloride transport. Gene Ontology annotation, molecular function: chloride channel regulator activity. Lineage: Eukaryota; Metazoa; Chordata; Aves; Pelecaniformes; Threskiornithidae.